Molecule: messenger RNA, 2669 nt
Organism: Gadus morhua (Atlantic cod)
Lineage: Eukaryota; Metazoa; Chordata; Actinopteri; Gadiformes; Gadidae
Gene: gata5
Product: GATA binding protein 5
Exons: 7
Coding region: 364-1464 (366 amino acids)
Biological process (GO): cell fate commitment; negative regulation of transcription by RNA polymerase II; positive regulation of transcription by RNA polymerase II
Cellular component (GO): nucleus
Molecular function (GO): DNA-binding transcription factor activity, RNA polymerase II-specific; zinc ion binding; RNA polymerase II cis-regulatory region sequence-specific DNA binding
Source: RefSeq, a predicted model, not a curated record
AAUGGGAGCGCAGUCAUAUCACAAUUAUCCGCGGCACGGCUCCUAUCGUCUGAUACCGAGGAGGACAGAGAGAAGGAUUAAAGAGAGACUUAACAGUGUCGCAACGGACCAAACGAAACUCUUUUAUUUUCUUUAAACUCCGGCUGGCCACGUUCCUCAGCUCCACUUUGAUUUGGACAUAUUCCGAAGACCCCGACGCGCUCCGUGGAGGGAAAAGAGGUCUGCAAAGACCCGGGCUGGUCUAUCAUCACACCCUCCCUAUCUGCAGAUCUCCAGCUGAGAGGAAACCACAGCCAGGAGUCGGGACGCGCAGGGAACACACCCCAUCCAGGAGACGAGGACGUCUGAGUUUUGACCGUCACCAUGUACCAGUUAUCCUCCAACCAGUCUCAUUACGCUCACGACAGCGGGAGCUACCUCCACCCCGCCGCCAGCUCCCCUGUCUACGUGCCCACCACCCGGGGGGUCCCGGCGCUGCUGCCCACCCUGCCCUACCUGCAGAGCUGCGAAGCCCCCCACCAGCCCCACGGCCUGGGGGGGCACCACGGCUGGCCUCAGACCGGGACGGACGGCUCAUCCUUCCCCCCCAACAGUCCUCACCCUCCUCCCGGCUUCUCGUACUCGCACAGCCCGCCUGUCAGCAGCAGCACGGGCCGGGACCCGUCCUACCACCAGAACUCCUUGGUCUUCAGCUCCCGGGCCUCGGCGGGGGGGCCCUACUCCGGGGCAUACGCCUACAUGGGCCCGGAGAUGGCCGGCUCCUGGAGCCCGGGACCCUUCGAGAACGGGCUCCUCAGUCUGGGAGGCCGACAGGGGGGCAUGUCGGGGAGGAGGUCCAGUCUCGAACUGAUGGAAGAGGUCCCGGGCGAGGGCCGCGAGUGUGUGAACUGCGGGUCGAUUUCCACCCCGCUGUGGCGGAGGGACGGGACGGGGCACUACCUCUGCAACGCCUGCGGGCUCUACCACAAGAUGAACGGCAUCAACCGGCCGCUCAUCAAGCCCCAGAAGCGCAUGCAAACAACGUCUCGCCGAGCGGGGCUGUGCUGCACGAACUGCCACACCAGCACCACCACUCUGUGGAGACGCAACGCAGAGGGGGAGCCCGUCUGCAACGCCUGCGGCCUCUACAUGAAGCUCCAUGGGGUGGCCAGGCCUUUAGCCAUGAAGAAGGAGAGCAUUCAGACCAGGAAACGCAAACCCAAGAUGCCCAAGAACAAGACUUCCAUAGGGGGCUCGGCAGUGUCUGACUCCAGCCCCCCUCCCUCCUUGUCAGAACAAGCCUCCACCAUUAAGAGUGAACCCAGCAUGGCGCCCUCGCCCUACGCCGGCCAGACCGGCACAUCUGUCACUCAGCAGACGUCCUCUCAGUUGGACAGUGCCAUCUCAGGACACAUGAAGUACGAGGAUUACCCCUACACUCCAAUCAGCCAACAAAACUCCUGGUGCUCUCUGUCCCAAGCCUGAGAACCUGUCCACAGGAGAACGCACAACAAACUAUUCCUGGGUCCUCUCUCUGAUUACAGCCAAACAUCUCCGUCACUCAUGGUUGAAACAUACUCAGAGGUGAAGCAGACUUUCAUCUUCAUAUCAGGACUUGAUGUGACGAGGUGAAUACCUGGCUUCAGCAGACCUCACGCCGUUUCCUUUCUAAGGGCUUUUUUAUUCACCUCUUGGCUGUCAGCUGAAGCAGAGUGCUCCUCAACCACAGCCUUGGUGGCCAAUCAGUAAGAGGCGGACCACACAGACUAUGACUCGACGGGUACAUAUUGUAACGGUUGAACUGCGAGUUUUGUGUCGAGCUAAAGCUGGACCAUCUGAAGGAGGCAUCGAAGUGGUUUCUAAAAAGUCCUUACCCUUAAGCUAGGGUCCAACAUAACACUACCUAAAUAUCAACCGCCUAGCUAGAGAAAAGACCACAAGACAAUCAAACGGUUGGGGCCAGUCGUCCUUACAGUGUUUAGUCAGAGCCCCCGUUUCAUUCUCUAAAGGUUCUUCUCUUGUUGAAGGUGCUCGCUGUUAUAGCUGUCAAUAGUUUUUACGCAAUGCUUCCCCAGAAGAUAAUCAAAGUCUAAUACAAUAUGUUAUUGUCAUCAGCAAUGUUAACAAGCUAUGGGAGGGGAGGGGGACACCUUUCUUUAUUGCUGCUGAGUAUGUGUCAUUACCCACGUGUAGAUGAUUAACCUUUAGAGAUACAUUAUUUAUGUUGAGAUAAGGGCAGUUUAAAGCCAUUGCUUACACGAAAGCGAGCCAAUUAUAACUCACAGCUCAUUCCUGCUGUCUUUCAGCAGCACAAUACGAUCGAUAAUGUAUGGAUUUGAUUUGGUUUGAAAAAACAAAGCACCAUUGGUAUACUGUUACUAUGGUUCAUUUGUAGUUCAUGUCGUCUGUAACAUUACUUUUGAUUCAGAGGUCACAACAUCAAAUCAUUUUCCUAAUUACAUUCUGUAUCUUGAAAACCCUUAAACCCUUGAAGAGAAUAAAGUGCAAUGGGUCCAUUAUUUCCCAAAAGCACAUAAUCAAAUUGGAUUGGCUGUAUUUAGUUGAUAUCUUAAGGGAUUUUUACUGUUAUAAUGUUUUGUGAAAUGUAUAUAAACGGCCAGCCCUCUUAAUCCUCUUUUUGAAAUGCUCUUUACAAUCUAUCAAAGGUUAAUAAACCAAUCCCUAAUUUA